This is a messenger RNA of Dimorphilus gyrociliatus, 5230 nucleotides long. NCBI's taxonomy places the organism in Eukaryota, Metazoa, Annelida, Polychaeta, Dinophilidae. The record is from the annotation of a GenBank genome assembly.
AAUGGGCCUAUGUUAUACUAGCGAUCGCGCGACGAUUAGCGGAGAUAAUGCUGUUGCCGCCGCCGCGGCUGCGACGACGACGACGAACAAGAAAGCCGUAAAGCCGGUAGCGCCGUUCUUUUCGUCUUCGAAAAACGACGCUUCUUCAGAACAAAGUGGCGGAAAAUUACAAGCCACCGUUAAUCCGCAACCGUCGGAAACGGUUCCACUCGAUCUUUCGGCCAGUAAAGGGGCCCUUCCACUCGACCUGUCCGUCCGCAAGAAGGAAGAGAUGGAGGAAAAGAACGUCAUUGACCGACCUAUGGGUCGCCAUCUUAACCUACCAACCAUCGCUCUUAGCAGGCCGAAUACGGCCGGUAAAAUGACUGCGCCCUCUCGAAUCAUGUCAAAGCCGUUAGCACCGUCAUCACGAAUCGGCGUUAAAACAGGGACGCUCGUGCACAAAGUAUCACCUAUGAGACAUGGCUUACCCACAACAACGACUGCGCUACCCCAUACAACCGUCCUACAACCUAAACCUCAGGCUUCAGGCAGUUCAUCGGUUGGCGACGAACCACCGACAACGGCUUUGUCAACAGCACCCGCUUCAAAGUCCAAUUUUGCCGUUCGUUUUAUAGCUAGUUUCGAGAAAAGAGCGGCGGCGGGUGCCGGAACUAAACGGACAGCCUCCCCAGUUUUGGCUCCCCUAAAAUGUGGAUUCCCACUGUUAGCUAAAGCCUCCGAACAGCGGACCAAUAGCAACGACAAUACCGCUACGCCUUUGUCCGUCGCCCCAACAGCGACUCCUAGUGACGAAAAUUGCCUCUCGGCAAAGCGACUAAUACCUUUAGUGACGGAAGAAUGUAAAUUGCAGAAACAGAGCGCCGAAGAAACAGUCGUCAGCAAUAACAAGGUAGACAAAGCAGCUGACCUAGCAGUGGUUACAAAGCCAACUGAAACUUCCGUAUCGGAUGCGUCGUCAGCCACCAAACGCUCAGAUAGCACCCCUAAAGCGGACGAGUCUAAAUCGAUAACGGACGCACGACGCGUCUCUUGCGAAUCGCCGUCCACGACGCCGCAGAAGCGACUCGACGUUGAUGGGAAGAAGAAAAAGACAACGUCAAAAGCUUCACGGUCAAAACGACCUUCUGUCAGUUGUAGUGACGAGGAGGAGCCAAAGGUAGAAGUGAAAAAGGGAAAGAAAGUUAAAAAAGAGCCUGAGGAAGACGAGUCGGACAAAGAGUAUGAUGGGGAGGGAGACGAAGAAAAUAAUGAUAAUGAGUCCGGUGACAAAAAGCGAAAACCGGAAGUACGUGUAACACGGUCGAGAAAUUCUUCGCCUAAACAGGCUCAAUCGCCCCUGAAAAAAACGAAAAAAAACGGCAGUGCUUCGAAGCACAGACCUCCCGCUGGUCGUAAAUCGAAAAGUUGUGCGAAAAAUGAGACGGGUUCGUCCGGAGACGAACAGACGUCCAAUACAACUAAAACUUCAAAACGUCGCCGAACUAGCAACAACAAUAAUGUAACUAGUCGAAGAGGUCAAGCGCGCAGUGCCAGCUCUCAAGACGACAGCGACGCUUCUGAGAGCGGCGUCACAACCCGAAGUCAAUGCGCACAAAACGCGCCUAAAAGGCAAAGUCCCAAAAAGAGACUAUCAACACCUCCACGUCGCAAUAACAAACAGAAAAAGAAGGAAGUCAGCUCCUCCGAAAGUGAACACGAAGACGAAGACAAUGUUUCCAAUCGCACUCGAGCUCGAAAGACAUCUAAAACUGCAGACAAAUCUCCUAAAAAGAAUAUCUCAUGCUCGAGGAGAGGAACUAACGCUGCAACAAACGAUUCACCCGCGAAGAGAAAAAGAAAACAGAAAGAGGCUGGUAGAGCGGAUAGUGAAGAGGACGAUGAGGGAGAAAUCAGUAGCACUAACGCCUCCGAAUCAUCCCCGCCGGCAAAACGCCUUCGUUCUAACGCUAACAAACGAGAAUCGGAGGCAGUGACGUCAUCCGAUAGUGAGGAGAGUGAAGCUGAAACGCAACGUCUCACUCGUCGAAUGACUCGGAAAAGAGAACAAACGGAAAAAAAUCGCGAGGAUGAUGACGAAGAUGGAGAGGGGAAUGAUUCGGACUGUAGUCGAAUGUCGCCUCCACAUACGCGAGGCAGGAAACGACGUUCGCUAUUGGACGAAUUGCAUACGUCAGAGGGUUAUGUAGGUGACGAGACGCGAUCAAAAUCGUGCGAUGACCUUUACGCUGACCCAUCAAAAUUGGGUAGAGAAGAAAGGGCUCUGCAGCGUGCCUUCAUGCAGCUCUCCGAAAUGAAUGGCAGUUCGUCGUCAGCGGGCAAUCAAAAGAAGUGUUCGAGGACGCCAUCUACCGGUUCGAAUAAGCGAAGUGUUGAGCGCCAUCAACCAGAAGCCACUACAGUUCAAUCACCGAGCAAAGCGAAGAAAACACCUGUUUCACCUGAAGCCAAUAAACGAAAUGAAGAGGAAAAAGAGGCAAAAAAGAAACGUAAGAAGAAGAAGCGUAAGAAAAAGGUAAAGAGACUAAGACAGAGUACAAGGUUGAAGAGUAGAGUAGCACGAGGAAUUUUCGCCGAGGACUCUUCAUCUGACUCAUUUGUCGAGCAAGAUGACGAGGAUGACGAGGAUGUUGUUAUGGAUAUAAAAGAAUCUUCAUCAAGUAACUCGUCCGAAGAGGAAAGUGAUGAAGAAGGUACAUCGGAGACAUCGGAGAGUGAAGAGAAUAAUAAGCGACGGAGGCAGCCAAUGCUUAGAGAAUUGCGAGCACUCUUUCCCGAUGAAAUUCCAACUCGUGCACGAAGUAGCGAAUCGCGUGAUGACACGAGCAUCACGUCUGCUGCUACUGUAUCAACACCACGUCCAAAGAAACGAGGUCGUCCCGCAGCUUCAAAUUCUAGAUCGAAUACACCAGAUGCUCGACGGACGAAACUCGGAAAGCUACCAACUAAGAGUGCAAGACUGGCUUGUUCAUCACCGUCGUCAUCGCAUAGAAGUGAAACUGCAACAGUUACAAACGCGGCGUCAGCUAUUCCAAUUGAAAUAAAAAAACUUGGUUCUCUGAGAAGGGAAGCUGGUGAAACUCCCCUACAUAAAGCUGCUAGAAAAGGCAACGAAGAGGUCGUGAAGUUCUGCCUGGAAUCCGAUUAUGGAGAUGUGAAUGCUCGAGAUAAUGCCGGAUUUACUCCUUUGCACGAAUCAUGUUUGCAAGGUUUCGUUAAUAUUACCGCAAUGUUGCUUCGUCAUGGAGCCGACGUAAAUGUUGCUUCUCUUGAUGGCCUUAGACCUUUAAGAGAUGCUAUAGAAAGUGAUAAAGUGGAAAUAGUGAGACUUUUAUUGGCCUAUGGCGCUGAUCUAUCUUUACUCACUUAUUCUGGUAACGACCUAUUAGAUCUGACUCAGUCAGAGAGGAUGAAGAAGUUGUUAAAUGGCUACUUACGUGAUGCUUAUGUUGAAUCGAACGACUCUGCCCUCACACAGCAGAUGGCUAAGCAGUACGCAGUAGUCCUUCAUCCAAAACAAUACGGUGGGGAGAGAGUCAAACUAAGGAAACAACGUUACGAAAAAGAUAAGAAGAUACGCAAAGAGGAGAACGAGCUAGUUCGUAAAUGGCACGAACGCGUCAGACGAAGGGAGGAAAUGGAAAAACGAAGAAAGGAAAAGAAGAAGAAGAAGGCAAAGGAUGAAGAAAGUGAAGAAAGCGACGACGAAGAAUCAGAAGAAGAUGAUUGGUGGGAAACUGACAUUGGCCAAGCUUGGACUUUUGCCGGACCAUCCUCAUUAUUGGACGAAGAAGCUGAAGAAGGCUCAUUAAACGUAUUAGAUAAAUGCCCAGCAUCGAUUGAUAAAUCUGAUGAUGUCAUUUUUGAAUUCUCACGCGAACCUCAUUUGAAUACUUAUCAUGUAACUGUUAAUGGUGUUACGGAUAACUACGUUCUUCUUUCUGACGUUAUGUCAAACCUAGGGGUGGGAAAACAAGUAGAAGAGGAGGAAGAUGAAUUUAUUAAAUUGCAUUACACCCUUACAACUAAGUCUAUGAAAUAUGAGGAAUUUAUUGAUAAUGUGGAUUCUAGAAAUAGUGUUUUACCACCUCCUUUACCAACUUCAACACCCUGCUCUAAAACAAAGAAGUCGAACAGCACGAUAACUCUAAUUAAGAUUAACGAUGCCCUGCGAUCUAUUAUGUCUAUUGAGUCAAUUGUCGUGAAAGCACCCACGACGAUUGGGAAUAGAUCAAGAAGAAUUAGUACAAUCUCAACGCAAAAGGCAGUUGAUGUUAGGAAAAAGAAGAUGGCAAGACAGAGUACUACUUCGACGACUCAAUUUAGUACCGAUUCCAAAUCGGAUACAGAUCGAUGGGUUGAUAAACACUUUUCAUUUGCAAAGCCGGCACCUAAAAUAACGAAAGAAUCUCCAACACCCUCGACUGUGCCUACAGCUGUAUCCGCUUUCAAAACUGUUCCGUCCCCUGCGCCAUUCAAUUCUGUAAAGGCGCCACCAAAGCAAAAUCCAACAACCGUCUCGAUUCAGUCGAAAGUCACACCUCACUCUUUCCCCUUGCCACCAACUUCUGCAAUGUUACCACCAAGGCAACCACCAGCAGUUGUUACAACUACAACACAAUUUUGGGCAACACCAGCACCUCAAGCUCCUCCCCCUCCAUAUAACACUCACAGUUUAGAAAUGUAUCGAAGAAAUUUGCAAUCACCGACACCAUCUUUGGGAUGGAAGUCGGGGGUUGCAUCGAAUUCUGCAGCCCCGUGGGAUGGCGGUCUCUUCAACUCGCUCAGCCAGACGUCACAUAAGACGAGCGUAUCGAACGAGAAUCCGCCAGUUGAACCUCUCCCAGCCCAUCGAAGUUCGUCUGCACAUCACCCCGUAUCCUACUUCCCACCCCCGCCACCUCCACCCCUCAACGGACAUUCCACAUUUAUGGGAGCUCCACCACAGGGCGCUCAUUCUAGUCUUGUGACGCAGCCGGCUCCUCCACCUUAUUCGGCGUUGGGCACUUCUCGGAAUGUACUGUCUGCUGUUGAUCCAUUAGCGGCUGCGGCUGCUGCAGCGGCCUAUCGAACGCAUCACGAUCUAUUGCCAGGAAGGAUGGGGCCAACCGGAUAUGGAUUAGAAAACGCUUUCGCGUCCUGCAUUCCACCUUAUGCGACAGCACCGACGUUUACAUCCGGUCGGUCAACUCCGUUCCAACCUCAUUACGCCUACCGUCCUCAAUAUUAA